AUGGUUUGGCUGAUGCAGGAGUCUGGAGUCUUGUUUUGCAGUGGCCUCCUGCAGCCUUGCAUCACCGCAAGGUCCAUCCCACCAUUUUUUCGCGACACAAGCACGAUUUUCGUGCCGCCUGGGCUUAGCCGCUCACCCACCCUCACCCUUCGCUUUUUUCACUUCACCUCCCAGUGUACCGAGGCCGUCAGCCGCGUGCGUUCCGCACGGCACGAAAGGAGCUGUGGUGUAGGCGGCUGGGAGUUGGGUCAGGUGUCGGAGCGCCGAUUGCGAGCCCGCAGUCGGUUCUCAAGGGACCAAGGCUGCGAACUCCAGCCGUGGGAACUCGCGAUCAAUGCCGCUCGGUAUUCGUCCGCAUGCGACGUCGCGAGUACCGGUGGUGCAAGGUCCGUACUUCCUCAGGAGGCAUAUGAUGAGGUGGUCGCAGGUAAGACGAGCCUCCUCAAAGAGCACUUAUCGGAGAUGACGGAGGAGGAGAAUCAAGGCUGCCUGAAAGAGACGCUUCUGCGUGCUGUCUACGAAGGAAAAGACUUGGCCGUGAAGGCGUUGCUGGAGUUACGAGCCAAUCCCCUUGUCGCCGAUGGGCUGGCGCACACAGCCCUGCAUUGGGCUGCACGGCAGGGCCACGAGAGUAUUGCACUCGCCCUGAUCAAAGCCAAGGCCGUGGUACAAGCCGAGAACCGUGACCUCAUCACACCCCUGCACCUCGCGGCCCACAGCAACUCAGGAUCACUGGAUAUCAAGAAGGAGUGGCAUGAAACUGCACGAGCGGAGAAAGGAAGCCCCCGGGCCCAUGGCAAUCCUUGUCAUGGUGGCGCAGAGCGGAUGGUGUCCUACUACGCCCCAAAGGGGAAGGGCGGCGCUGAGCCAUUUGCGACCUACAGCCUGGAGGAGACACCGCCCGUGCCCGACGUGCCGAGCAGAAACACAGAGGAGCAGAGGUCCUCCUCCGCUUCAAGCUCGUCGGUCUCCUAUUACGGCUCCUUGGCGGGAAGGGGCCUAAAGAAGGCCUCCGUGGUGCUGUCUGCCACCGAUGCUGCUGUGCGCGGGGGGCAGUCUGGUUUGGAGAAUCUUCAGCGUCGACAGGUUGUUGGAUCGCUCCAGAUGGCAAGGAGCAUGGAGGAGCUGCAGGCUGUCAUUGAGACGAGGUUGCCGGAGAUGGACAACUUUGCAUGCUCUAUGGCAUUGCAUCGUUUGGCGCGCUGCAGCCACGACGUGGACAAUCAUGUCCAAAAUGGUCGGAUGGUGCGUCCUGAAGCAGUGAACCCGACACGCACGGCGCUUUCUCAGAGAGAGCAGCGUCUGUGGCGGGCCAGCCUCUCUGCCUCUGUGAAGCAGCAUCCAUCCUUUACCGUCCUGCUUGCUCGGCUGGGAAACGCGGACGCGCUGAAGCAGGCGCAGCCGCGCCAACUGGCCAACAUGUCUUGGGCCCUGGCGCGGCUGCGGGCUCUCGAGGGCCUUCCCCUCCUUCGGACCGCCGCCACGCGCUGCGCUAGUCGAGAGGGCCCAGGUGAGUGGGAUCCCAUGAGCAUCUCCCUCGUUCCCUGGAGCCUGGCCACCAUGGGCAUCCCAGAGCUCCACAGCGCAUCGGAGAUUCUGGACAUGGUUAGGUCCAUCAACACAGCCAUCCGCGAGCAAGGCAGUGCAGCGUGGGCACCUGGCGACCUCUCGCGUGUGUUGUGGUCGUGGGCGAAGUUGGCACAAAGGGAUGACACGUUCUUCCGCAGAGCGAGCUGCUUGAUCAUGUCACGCAUGCCGGAGUACACGCCCAGCCAGCUGGAACAGACCAUUUGGGCAUUUGCCAAAGUGGCGCCCCAGGACCUUGUGGCAGCAGCUUGA
Messenger RNA from Symbiodinium sp. CCMP2456, 1839 nucleotides. The record is from the annotation of a GenBank genome assembly. Lineage: Eukaryota; Dinophyceae; Suessiales; Symbiodiniaceae.